Dissoconium aciculare CBS 342.82 is the source of this 2425-nucleotide messenger RNA. RefSeq names its product SPOC domain-like protein. The coding region runs from base 75 to 2264 and encodes 729 amino acids. Gene Ontology annotation, cellular component: Ku70:Ku80 complex; nucleus. Gene Ontology annotation, biological process: cellular response to gamma radiation; telomere maintenance; double-strand break repair via nonhomologous end joining. Lineage: Eukaryota; Fungi; Ascomycota; Dothideomycetes; Mycosphaerellales; Dissoconiaceae. The transcript is spliced from 2 exons. Gene Ontology annotation, molecular function: telomeric repeat DNA binding; damaged DNA binding; double-stranded DNA binding. The record is from RefSeq and is a predicted model, not a curated record.
CUUUACUAUAUGAACAACUGCGAAUGAUGGGAAGUGCAAGUUCAUUAUCUUGACGCAAUUCCUAAAUCGCAAAAAUGACAACCAAAGAAGCGACGGUGUUUAUUGUCGACCUCGGUGCGACCAUGGGCGCCAGGCGUCAUGGUCGCACCCAGACCGAUCUCGAUUGGGCACUGGAAUACGUCUGGGAUCGGAUCACGACCGUCAUUGCAACGGGACGCAAGACUAAUCUCGUUGGCGUUGUCGGACUAAGAACAGAUGACUCGGAUAAUGUCCUGGCAGAAGAGGAGCAUUACCAACACAUUUCCGUGCUCCAGCCAAUCGACCAAAUCCUGAUGCCGCAACUCAGACAGUUGAGGGAGUCGCUGAAGGUGUCGGCGACUGAGAUCGGAGAUGCCAUCUCAGCUGUUGUGAUUGCUGUUCAGAUGAUCAUGGAGAAAUGCAAGAAGUUGCAGUACAUUCGACGAAUCGUUCUUAUCACUGAUGCGAGAGCACCGAUGUUGACAGACGAUCUAUCCAAGAUUCGUAAGAAGAUUUCGGAGGAUAAGAUCGAGCUGCUCGUUUUGGGCGUCGACUUCGAUGAUGCCGAGUAUGGCUUCAAGGAGGAAGCCAAGGAUUCGAUCAAAGAAGAGAAUGAAGCGAUUCUCAAAACGUUGUGCGAGGAUUGUGGAGGAAUGUACGGCACACUCGCGCAGGCCAUCGAAGAAAGCGAGAUCCCCAGAGUCAAAACGACGCGACCAAUCGCUUCUUUCAAGGGGCUGUUGACGCUCGGGAACCCCAGCGAAUACGAAACCGCCAUGACGAUCGACGUCGAGAGAUAUCCGAAAAUCAUGCUCGCGAAACCUCCCACCGCAAGCUCGUUCGUUCUCAGGGAAGGUCUUUCCGCGAAUGAGGCGUCCCAGCUACUUCCGACGACCGGUGACGAUGGCGCAAGUGUUCAGACAGGUGGAGAUCUGACCGCUGUGAAGAAUGCACGCACGUAUCAAGUCGAAGACCAAGACGCACCGGGCGGCAAACGCGAUGUGGCAUUGGAAGAACUCGCCAAAGGUUAUGAGUACGGUCGAACGGCCGUGCACAUUUCGGAGAGCGAUCGCAACGUGACGACAUACGAAACGCUACAAGGCCUCGAUAUACUUGGCUUUAUAGCCCAAUCUCAGUACGAACACUACUUGGACAUGUCGCGAGCAAACCUCAUCGUUUCGCAAAAGCUCAACGACAAGGCUUCAAUGGCACUGUCAUCCUUCAUCCACGCUCUGUACGAACUCGAGUCAUAUGCCGUCGCACGACUGGUGAUCAAAGAGAACAAAGAGCCCAAGUUAGUCCUAUUGACACCUCACAUCGAACCCGACUUUGAGUGUCUUUAUGACGUCGAGCUUCCGUUUGCGGAAGACAUGCGAAGCUACAAAUUCCCACCGCUCGACCGCGUCCUCACGGUGAGUGGAAAGGAGGUCAAGGUGCACCGUACAUUGCCCAGCGACAAGCUCCUGGAUGCCAUGAGCGAUUACGUCGACAGCAUGGACCUCUCAACCUUUGGCAAAGAUGAAGAAGGCGCACCGACAGAAUACAUGCCUAUGGAUGAGACCUACAGCCCGAUGCUCCAUCGCAUCAACCAGGUAAUCAAGCACAGAGCAGUAUAUCCCGAGGCCGAUGCACCACCGCCCUUUGAGAUUCUAAUGAGAUAUUCUAAGCCGCCAUCGGAUCUCGUCGAAAAGUCACAGUCCAAGCUCGAUCGCCUCAUCCAGGCUGCUGAUGUCAAGAAGGUGCCACCUAAGGCUCGCGGGAAGCGCUACUAUAAGAAAGAAUCAUCCAAACCUCUGUCCAACCUCGAUGUCGGGGCGCUACUCGCACAGGAUUCCGGUCGCACGCGUCGAAAGAUCGACCCGAAGAAUGCUGUCGCCGAAUUCAAGCAAUUCCUCGCCGGCGCCGACAAGAUUGAAGACCUCCACGACGCCUGCAAACAGAUGGAAUAUAUCAUCUUCGACUGGAUCCGGAAUUCCGUCGGUGAUUUGAACUACGGCCGGGCUGUGGAAGCCAUCAGAAUCAUGAGAGAGGAAAUGAACGAACUGGAGGAGCCGGGCCCGUACAACGACUUUCUACGGGAGUUGAAGGCGAAAGUCUUGGGCGGAGAGCUGGGAGGCGAUCGGAAGGAGAUGUGGUAUCGCAUCCGCAUCAGCAAGUUGACCCUUAUUUUGAAGGGAGAGUGUGCGGGCAGCGAGGUGACCGAGGAAGAGUCCAAGCGGUUCAUGAUCCCGCAACUCACACGGUGAUGGUUUAAUGAUGCUACGAUGUAUGACACUGUACGAUUUAUGAAGAAAAGCGCAGGAUUGUCCCAAUUAAUCGCUGUGAUAUGAAGAGCGUUCACCAGGUUUUAUGAGCCAACAUAAUAUAGACUCGCUCGCCUCGCUCGACCCGGUCUGAAUGAAAGUGG